This is a messenger RNA of Ilyonectria robusta, 1866 nucleotides long. RefSeq lists its product as uncharacterized. The transcript has 3 exons. The record is from RefSeq and is a predicted model, not a curated record. NCBI's taxonomy places the organism in Eukaryota, Fungi, Ascomycota, Sordariomycetes, Hypocreales, Nectriaceae. Bases 1 to 1866 code for a protein of 621 amino acids.
AUGGCGAAACCAGCGAUCAAAAUAGCCUCCAUUUCUGGCUACUCGGGAGAUCGUCUCGAUGCCCUAGUAAAGGUCUUGUCAGGGCCUAUCCAAGUUGACGCAGUAGUGGGGGAUUAUCUGGCAGAGAUGAACCUAUCCUGGCGCCGAAUGGAGAUGGAUCAGGACUCUUUAAAGGGCUCCGAUCCGACGUUUCUCAAGAUUCUUCAAGCCGCAUCCGAAGAACUUGGCAAGAGAAUCGAGGCGCGUACGUUUCCCAAGCUGGUCGUCAAUGCUGGUGGUCUCAAUCCUCGGCAGCUUGCACUUGAUACGCACCACUUUCUGGCUUCAGAAUUCGGAGACCUUGGAAAGGCCCUCAAGGUUGCGUACAUCACCGGAGACAAUGUCCUCGAUAUCAUACGAAACCCGGCAGAGAGGCAGGCCAUCUCCCAUUUGACAACUACAAAGACGCUAGACAGCUGGCCUUACGAACCCACCAUUGCUAACGCAUACAUUGGUCAAUCUGGAUACGUGGCCGCCUUGAGAGCUGGUGCUGACGUUGUUAUCGCCGGUCGCACAACCGAUGCGAGCAGCACGCAAGCGUUGGCCACAUGGUGGUUUGGAUGGGGCGAGCAAGAUUACGAUAACCACGCAAUGGGCCUUGUAACAGGUCACAUUAUAGAGUGUGGAAACUAUGCGACAGGGGGAAACUUCUGCGGCUUCAAGCAUAUACAUCCGUAUAUAGACCUGGCGUACCCAAUCGCCGAGAUACACGACGACGGGAAAUCUGUCAUUACCAAGCAGCCCGGCCAAAACGGCUUAGUCAAUGUCGAUACUGUUCGAAGCCAGCUCAUGUAUGAGAUUCAGGGUAGGUACUACCACAACCCAGAUGUGAUAGCGGACCUAUCUCUCUUGACUGUUAAUCAAGAAGGACCUGAUCGCGUUCAGGUCAGCGGGUUCCGCGGUCUGCCUCCUCCGCCGACGUUGAAGACUGCGAUACAAGCCUUCGGUGGAUAUCAAGCCGAGAUCCUUGUGUAUGCGAUCGGCCUGGAUGUUGAGGAGAAAGCUGCAUCAUUCGAGGCUAUGGUUAGAAAAGACCUACUUGGCGAAAACGGGGGCGAUGAGAGCAAACUUCUUACCCUCGAAGUGCAACUCCUCGGUAGAUGCUCCCCUGACCCUACAUCGUCCAAUGCCGCCACCGCAGUCAUUCGAAUCUUUGCUCAAGCUCCCGAGGAAGAAUCAUUAAACCGCAUGAACUUCGAAUACCGCGUUGUUCAGAGUCUAGGACAGGCCUUUCCGGGGUUUACGCCAAACCUGGAGUACACACGCACGAGCCGGCCUCGACCUUAUCUUGAGUACUUUCCUGCAUUACUUGAUCGUUCGAGGAUCAAUGUCCAGGUUCACCGGAUCGACUCUGAACGAGUGCUCUCAGUCCCUCACCUCAACGGUCCAACAACAAGCCCGGAAGCUUCGCGGCAGGAGAAUUACGAGACAGCAUCACCGGUGAAUGCUGAGACAUUUGGGUCAACCAUAAAGAUUCCGUUGGGGUACCAAGUCUUUGCAAGAUCCGGAGAUAAAGGGGCAAACAUAAACGUCGGCUUUUUCCCACAGGGAAACUCCGAUGCAGAGUGGGAUUGGCUGCGAUCGACACUAACAACAGACAAGCUGCUCCAGCUCCUAGGAGACGAUGCUCGAGUGGUAUCUCGAGUUGAGCGAGUAGAGUUCCCUAAGCUCCACUGUGUUCACUUUGUUCUCUUUGACAUUCUCAAGGGAGCGGUGACGGGAACUUCACGGCCGGACAGUCUCGGAAAGGGACUCGCAGAAUUCAUCAGGGCGAGGCUUAUCGACUAUCCCGAGAUGCUAUACCGUGGAGUGGAAAACAGGAUUUAA